GGCACCGCAGGCGCUGUCGUUGGAGCGCGACUAUCGGAGAACCCUAAUUUCAAGGUUCUCGUGCUUGAGGCUGGCACAGACGCGCCAAACACUCCGGCGUGGAACGUCCCGGUAUAUGCUCCGCAACCAGCGUUCGGCCCAGAGGGCCCGGGGUUGUGGCGAUAUCAGAGCGAGCCUCAAGUCGGCCUCAACAACAGAACAGUCGCAUUCCCACGUGGAAAAGUGGUCGGUGGGACGUCAAUGAUCAACUUCAUGUGCUAUACUCGCGGGUCGUUCGAAGAGUACGACCGAAUCGCCAACAUCACCGGCGAUCAACGUUGGUCGUGGGAUAAUAUCCUCUCGUUUUCCAAAAAGGUUCGGACU
Molecule: messenger RNA, 363 nt
Organism: Cantharellus anzutake
Lineage: Eukaryota; Fungi; Basidiomycota; Agaricomycetes; Cantharellales; Hydnaceae
Product: glucose-methanol-choline oxidoreductase
Exons: 3
Molecular function (GO): flavin adenine dinucleotide binding; oxidoreductase activity, acting on CH-OH group of donors
Source: RefSeq, a predicted model, not a curated record